Messenger RNA from Drosophila montana, 3000 nucleotides. It is a transcript of the gene Ndf, whose product is annotated as Nucleosome-destabilizing factor. The record is from RefSeq and is a predicted model, not a curated record. Gene Ontology annotation, molecular function: NAD binding; oxidoreductase activity, acting on the CH-OH group of donors, NAD or NADP as acceptor; NADP binding. The transcript is spliced from 10 exons. NCBI's taxonomy places the organism in Eukaryota, Metazoa, Arthropoda, Insecta, Diptera, Drosophilidae. Bases 182 to 2155 code for a protein of 657 amino acids.
AAAGCGCAUCACACAUAUAAAGACACAAAAAAAAAUAAGCAGGCUGCGUACGAAAAAUUAAGAAAAUUAAUUAAGCGCUGCGAACGACGAGUUUGUGCUAAAGCAAAUAUACCAUUUUUGUGUGUGUCGUCCUUAUACCAGCAGCAAAAUAACCAAGUUUAAUAUACGCCUUGAUAACAUCAUGUCGAAAAAUAAAAAAUUGUCGCUAUCGGGCGACUCGACAGAGAAAUUCAUCUACAAGCCCAAAGAUUUAAUAUGGGCCAAAAUGAAGGGCUUCACACCAUGGCCGGGAAUGAUUGUGGAGCCGCCGCUAGAUCUGCUCAGCCAGCAGCGACGCGCCAAUACGAAAUGUGUCUUCUUCUUUGGGUCGCGCAACUUCGCCUGGAUUGAAGAGCACAAUAUAAAGCCGUUUGAGGGUCCUUGGAAGGAAGAGCUGGCAAAAGUUAGCAAACCGGCCGCCUUUAGGCACGCCAUGGCCGAUAUUGACAAAUAUGUGGAAAGUCCUGCAGAAAUAGACGGCCAAAUCGAUGAAAGCUGUGGCAUGGCCAAUCACGCCACCGAGGCAGACUUCGACAAGAUACGCGAUGGCCUGGACACCGACGAGAAUGCUGAGACGGCAGCCGAUGGCAACAAUGGCGUUGUCCCCCAUGUCGUUGGCAGUCCCGAUGAGUCGGUUGUGCUGCACACUUGUGGCGCUCACAACAGUGUAAAUGUUGCAACGUCCCCAAUUGUGACAACUACGCCAACUGUCAAGAGUCAAGCGAAACGUACACCCAAAGCUAAGUCCAGCGCCGCUGUCGUUGUCAGCAGCAAGCAAGCGAGCAAAGCGGCCUCUGCGAAAUCAGCGGCAGCACAAAAACGACGUAUCUCGGCACAACACACGCCCACCGGUGCAGGUAGCGCCAAGCGCGGCCGACGCGCUGCAUCCGGCGAGGCGGACCAUUAUGAGAGUCCAGGUGCCGAUUACGAUGUCGGCAGCACAUCAUCGCUGGCAGCAAGAGCUCGUAUUGACACAGAUGCCUUUUUGGGCACGUUAACAAAGCGCACGCCCAACGCAAUUGCGCUGCUGGAUCGACCGGUUGUCACGCGGCCAGAGACACAAGCCAUAGACAUGAAUUCGCGCUCCAAUACAUUGGCAGAUCGUGACAUAGUGCCGUCGGAGCAGACAUUUGGUUUUCUUGGUCUAGGCAUGAUGGGAUCGACUAUUGUCAAGGACUUGAUUUUCACGAAACACAAGGUUGUGGUCUGGAACCGCACCAUUGAUAAGUGUCAGCCCUUUGUUGAUGCUGGCGCUGAGGUUAAGGACACGCCUAUGGAUGUCGUGGAGGCGGCGGACAUAAUAUUUUGCUGUGUGUCAGAUCCCAAAGGUGCCAAAGAUCUCGUCUUCGGCAACUGUGGUGUCCUGCAGCUGAAGGAUUUGCGGAACAAGGCGUACGUGGAAAUGUCGACCAUCGAUCCGGACACGUCAAUGGAUAUUGGAGAGGGCAUCAAGCAAUGUAAUGGCCGAUAUUUGGAGGCACAAAUUCACGGCUCGCGACAAGAGGCCGCCGAUGGCAUGCUUAUCAUAUUGGCCGGCGGUGAUCGCACAGUCUUCGAGGAGUGCCAUUCCUGCUUCAAGACUAUAGCCAAGAACACCUUCUUCUUGGGCACAGAUGUUGGCAACGCCUGUAAAGUGAACCUCAUUUUGCAAACCAUUCUGGGCGUCAGCCUUGUUGGCCUGGCAGAGGCGUUAGCUUUGGCUGAUCGUUUUUCCAUUUCGUUAAACGAUAUCAUAGACAUAUUCGACUUAACUUCUAUGAAAUCGCCGCUGCUGCUAGCAAAGGGCAAAGAAAUGGCCAAGGGCGACUUUAAUCCGCAGCAACCGUUAAGUCAUAUGCAGCGCGACUUGCGUCUUGUACUCAACAUGGCUGAGAAUUUGGAUCAGUCGAUGCCUGUGACGAGCAUUACGAAUGAGGUGUUUAAGCAUACAAAACGCUUGGGGUACAGCGAGCACGAUUCGAGUGCUGUAUUCAGUAACUUCUAUCCAGAUCAAAGUCUAAAGCAAGAAACCAAGCCAAUUAACAUUCUGGCGAACGUGUCAACCAGGCCGGGUCUCUUGUCUCGUUUGGAGAUGCCGCCGCCAAGCUUGAGGCGCGAACGCUGGGCCAGCGUUUGAGAUCAGAUAUACGAGAGAUAAGAAAUUGAGAGAAAGGGAGUGAGAGUGAAGAGAAGAUAAAUAUGAAGAGAAUUGAUGAGUAUUGAUGAGAGACCCAUGUGAGAGACGAGAUCAAAGGGGCGCGCAUAUACACAUAUACAUAGCCAGUUGAUGAAGCAGUUGUGUGUUAGCGGACCGCUUUCAUACCUCCUUGUGCGUUAUAAUUUUAUAGCUCUGAUGUUUUUAACAUUUAUUAUAAUUAUUAUUGUUUUGAUUUAUUUUGGGCAUAAUGUCAGCCGUCGCCGUUGUUCGAGCAAUACGCAUGAAUUCCUUCCCCCCGCACCCUCGAAGGCCGCAGAAAAUGGGCCAGACAUAUGUCAAAGUCUGCAUAUUAUUGAAAUAUAUAUAGGUCGAGCGGCUGCUUCUCUUUUGGUGUUAUGUUAAGGUUGCUUCCCAAGUAAAAAUAAUUUAUAUUAAUAUACAAAUACACAUGUAUUUAUGAUUGUUGGAGAGCAUGCGAUUAAAUUGUACAAAAAGUAUAUAUUUUGAAACAAAAGCAACAGUAAACAAAUUUAAAAUUUCGACAAAAAUAAAAUGAAUACAAAUUAAUAAGGCCUUGCUUGUACGCGGCGCUGGCAACACAUUCAAUUUAAUUUAAACGAAAACAAAUUUUGCAUUAUAGAUAGUUUACUUAUAUCGCACAUAAAUCUAGAACCCAUAUUGCCCAAUGCAAUACCAACUACCAUUUCGUAGUUUUCUUUGUUCAUAAUCAUAAAAACAAACAACAAAAUACAUAACUGGAACAGAAAUAAAAAAAAAUAUAAAAAAAAAAAACAAAACAAAAAUUAUAGUGUAAACAUUUAGAG